GGAGAAGGCGGUAGUCCGCCAUUUCGUGGACGCCGAGGAAGCGAUAUCGUCUGUUGGAGCCGAACCGGAGGAGAGCCAGAAGCCCCAUUGGAGCGUGUGAUUUGAGGCUUCUGCGUUUCUAACCCAAGAUUUCGAAAUGCAUCGUGAUUCCUGUCCACUGGACUGUAAGGUUUAUGUAGGUAAUCUUGGAAACAAUGGCAACAAGACCGAAUUGGAACGGGCUUUUGGAUAUUAUGGCCCACUCCGAAGUGUGUGGGUUGCUAGAAACCCUCCCGGCUUUGCUUUUGUUGAAUUUGAAGAUCCUCGGGAUGCAGCUGAUGCUGUUCGAGAGCUAGAUGGAAGAACACUGUGUGGCUGCCGUGUAAGAGUGGAACUGUCAAAUGGUGAAAAAAGGAGUCGGAACCGUGGUCCACCUCCCUCUUGGGGUCGUCGCCCUCGGGACGAUUAUCGUAGAAGAAGUCCUCCGCCUCGUCGCAGAUCUCCAAGAAGGAGAAGCUUCUCUCGCAGCCGGAGCAGGUCCCUAUCUAGAGACAGGAGAAGAGAGCGAUCUCUGUCUCGGGAGAGAAAUCACAAGCCGUCCCGAUCCUUCUCUAGGUCUCGUAGCCGAUCUAGGUCAAAUGAAAGGAAAUAGACCAGUUUGCAAGAGGAGUAGUGGUGUACAGGAAAUAACUUCAUUUGACAGGAGUAUGUACAGAAAAUUCAAGUUUUGUUUGAGACUUCAUAAGCUGGGUGCAUUUUUAAGAUGUUAGCUGUUCGAAUUUGUUUAUUGUCUCGUAACAGUGGCACACAUGAAGAUGUAAUUCUCUAUGGUUUGAAGUGGAUCAUAUGAGGCACGUGAUACCAAGAAUUUAUUACCUUACAGUGUCCCCUUAAGCAAAAUUGAACGUUUUGAACUGUAGUCUUGGGUAGACCAAUAAUAAACCUCUAAAUCUUGCCCAGCUAAAGUGUGAUGUUUUAAUAUUAUGGUGACAAAACUGGCAAAAAUUGAACUAGGAACUCUGUCUAUAGCUGGGAUAUAGGAUGCAGCUGUAGUUGACUAAGCAGUCUUUAAAAGCUGCACCAUGUAACUAGAUUAGAGGUUUUUAAGGAAAAAAAAAAAAAUUCAACGAAGUCUUCACAAUGUGCGGAGGUUGCCCAGUUGAUGUAGAAUCUGAUAGGUUUCAAGAGUUUUUUAUUUUUUGCUUUAGGUAAUAAAUUCCUUAUGUGAUUGCUGUAUAUGAGUAGAUAACCAUUUGUAACAUCAUUUCUUUGGAAAUUUGAGACUAUUCAAGAUACCAAUGUCCUGCCGGUUUAAGGGUACAUUGUAGAGAUGAACUUUGAGUUACUGUGCAAGGUUUUUUUUUUUUUUUUCAUGCUGUCAUUUUGUAAUGUUUUUUGUGAGAUUCCUUGGGAUUAAAGUUUUGGUUAUAAAUUGUUGUUUAACUUGAAAGCCUGUUUUUCUUUGCAAAACUGAAUCUGAGCUUGGUACCAAGUCCAGGUAUAACAUUCCUAUUGGAAGCCAUACUUAUAUUUUCUUGUAAAGUGCUUUUGAAGUAAUAAAAUAUUAGCAUAAUUGUGUCAUAUA
Loxodonta africana (African savanna elephant) is the source of this 1564-nucleotide messenger RNA. It is a transcript of the gene SRSF3, whose product is annotated as serine and arginine rich splicing factor 3. The record is from RefSeq and is a predicted model, not a curated record. The transcript has 6 exons. Gene Ontology annotation, cellular component: nuclear speck. NCBI's taxonomy places the organism in Eukaryota, Metazoa, Chordata, Mammalia, Proboscidea, Elephantidae. Bases 137 to 631 code for a protein of 164 amino acids. Gene Ontology annotation, biological process: mRNA splicing, via spliceosome. Gene Ontology annotation, molecular function: RNA binding.